Symbiodinium pilosum is the source of this 283-nucleotide messenger RNA. NCBI's taxonomy places the organism in Eukaryota, Dinophyceae, Suessiales, Symbiodiniaceae. The record is from the annotation of a GenBank genome assembly.
GAUUGUGCAGCUGGCCGAGGGCUUGCUUCGUUUCAGCCAGCCCGACCAUCGCUCAGUCCUCACGGCGAGAUUGUCCGCCGGUAUGGUGAAUGGAGAGCAUGUCCAGGUCGUGGUGCAGGCCACGCGGCAGGCCGACGGGUCGCCAUCAGACGAGGUGAGGGUGAGCCUUAUCAAUGCGAAUGGCGAAGAGAUCGGUUCACAACGCAGCAGUAUGCGCAUGCUUGGAAAUUCUGACGAAAUUCUCAAGGAUUUCUCUGAAGAGGUGCCCCGAGAAGAGAGCUUA